This is a messenger RNA of Oryzias melastigma (Indian medaka), 4224 nucleotides long. It is a transcript of the gene ppp1r3aa, whose product is annotated as protein phosphatase 1, regulatory subunit 3Aa. Bases 136 to 4011 code for a protein of 1291 amino acids. Gene Ontology annotation, cellular component: protein phosphatase type 1 complex. The record is from RefSeq and is a predicted model, not a curated record. NCBI's taxonomy places the organism in Eukaryota, Metazoa, Chordata, Actinopteri, Beloniformes, Adrianichthyidae. Gene Ontology annotation, biological process: regulation of glycogen biosynthetic process. The transcript has 3 exons. Gene Ontology annotation, molecular function: glycogen binding; protein phosphatase 1 binding.
GUCCAGUUGUCCUUCAGUGAAUGAGUCAGAAACUUUUAUAAGAACUCUUGUAAUAAAAAUACACAGAUAUGUUGGUUGUGUUUUGUGGAACCGCAAAAAAAAGCUAAAAGUUGAAACAUUUUAUGAAUUUGAAACAUGAUUUUCACUCACAUUCAACAGCAUUACUCCAGAUGUGGCUCAUUUAAUGAUUUAUUUCAAAAGUUGCAAACAUAUUGUGAGAGAAUAGCUGUCCAGCUUUGGUCUAUCUUUAGCUCGGGCUCACAGUGUUCGGCUGUAACCAAACUCCAUCUGUCAAGUCACGUCCUCUUCCUGCUCCCCCUUCUCCUGUAUCACUGCAGCCAGGCUGGGGGGGGGCACUUUGGUCUGCCCUCCGAGCCAGACAGACGGGCUGAAGGAGCAGACAGCUGCCGACCAGACCGCGGUAUGGAGGCUUUGUGCAUGCGGGCUUCGGAGCCAACUCUGGAGAGGGAUGGUGGCGAGGGAAAGCUGGAGGCCUCCGUGGAGGAGGAAAGUGACGAAAGUGACGAGGACUCCGAGGCAGAGCCGCCGCCGGUUGUUCGCAGGAAGGUGUCGUUUGCAGACGCCUUUGGCCUCGAUUUGGUGUCGGUGAAGGAGUUUGACAACAUCGAGGUGGCGGAGGCCGAGGAAAGCUGGCCCGAUGGAGGAGACCAGGAAUUCUACCUGACCUGUCUGUUUACGGUUCCCCUUUCCCCUGAGGAGCUGGAUCUGAGGCUCCAGGCGCAGAUGCUAGAGCUGGAGAGCAUUGAGCUCCUACCGGGCACCACCACCCUACGCGGCAUCAUCCGGGUGGUAAACCUCUGCUACGCCAAGAACAUCUACGUCAGGAUGACCCUGGACCAGUGGAACAGCCACUUCGACCUGCCGGCCGAGUACAUCCCCGGAUCCAGCGACAUGAGGACGGACCGGUUCGCGUUCUGCUACACCCCGACUCCUCCCUUCGAGAAGGAAGGCACCAGGGUGGAGUUCUGCCUCCGUUACGAGACGCCGGCCGGCACAUUCUGGGCCAACAACAAGGGAAUGAACUACAUCCUGUUCUGCCACCAGAAGCCGCGUGAAAAAGAGAACCAAGAUGAGACCAAAACCAAGAGGAGCUGCCUCAAAGCUCAGAGCAGAAAUGGGGGUGCAGAGGAAAAGACAUGGGAGCCUACGGUGUCUGCAGGUGUGUUUGGCAUUUCUGCAUGCUUGCAUGCGCAUAUGCAUGAACAAUUCUGCUUAAACGUUCUUUUUUUUAAGCCCCUUUUGGUUUGUUUUGUUGCAGAAUCAGAGGCACGAAUUGGAAUAGAUACUUGUGACGGGGAGAAGAAGGUGCGGCCAGACUUCUCCCUUCAAGGUCAAGAACACAAAACUUUGGUGGAAAGCAUAAAAAGCAGGCGCAGGGCGGCCCGUUUGGCGCGCGUGCAGGACUUCUUCUCCCAGAGGAGGCAGCAGCUACUGAAGGCUUGUCCUCGUGACUCAGCCAGCGGCCGGGAGACUUCUCAAGCGGAGCCAUCUCUCCGGAGUGACUGCCCCGGCGUUCUCCGUAAAUGCCCAAAGACGCGACUGAGCGAGAGUCCACAGGUGCUCACCUACCAUCAGAUCCCCCUGCUUCCACUGGACUGGAACAGUGACACGGCGCAGCAGUGGGGGCCCGCUGACGCGGGUGACAUCUGGACUGGGAGAGCGAAAAUGACUUUGUCAGGCGCAUCAGAACAGGAUCCAGCCUCCGUUAAUGAUACGUGGGAGCCCUUUCCCGACACUGCAGGCGGCAGCGACAAUAAAGCGGCGGCGGUGAGCGAUGUAUGGCAGGUUUUUCUUAAUGGGCCCCGCUGCAUGGACCACUCUGAUGUUCCAGAGUCAGAGUGGCUCCAGACAGCGGCGUCGGUGUCUCCUUCAAAUGAUAAGCGGCCCCGGCUUCAAUAUUCAGCAGGAAGUCAGGAGUUUGAAGAGUUUCAGAUGGGCACAAAUGCACCUGGCAACUUGCACACCUUAGCUGCGUGUCAGCCCCUCUCAGACUCCUGUGAGACGUUGUCAGCUACUGUUGCCUCGAACACUAAAGCUCGUCAGCCGGUGGAGGCGUGUGACAGCAGCCCGGGAGAUGACAGCGCAGCCGCACAAGAUGCACCCCAAAGGUCACAGACAGGGUCUAAAACAGACACCACUCGGGAAUUUAGCCUCCAGAGGGCAGCGUCCAAGGACUCUGCCGGCAGUCCUGGCGAGUGUCACAAGCUCACUGCCUCAGAGCAAGAAGCAGGGGGGACGAUGGGGGGAGGAAUUGAAGGAGACGAGCCCUUCACAUUGCACACAGAUGAUUCGGUAACAAGCUCAGGGGAGCUGGAGACAACAGACAUGACAGCCGUGCCAGAGUCUCCGAAUGCCAGCGCCGAUGAUAGGAUCUCACAGGGAGCAAGGCUGGAUGAGGGUCUUUCUUCCAGAGGAGAAGGGGAGGUUACAGGUACCCCCCCAGACAAUGCACCGAGUGACACGCUGGCAUUUAGGGAGACAAUCAGACAGGAGACAAAGGAUGCGGCGAGGUAUGUAUUUUCUGCAUCCAGACAAGCACUGGAGGAGAGGAUCACGAUGAACUAUACUGAAAAGAAAGAGCCUUGUGGAUCAGAGGUAUUUAAGCAACAGGAAACAAGGGAAUAUGGCAGAUCCCAAAAGUGUGGAGAUGAGGGUUCCACAAAGGAGGUCGAAGUUGGAUUUGAUCCCUACCAAAUAUCCCAACAAGAGUUUGAGCCAAUAGGAAUAAAUACAGAUGGAGGGUUGGAGGAGCGUAAAAACAUAGAAGGCAAGGUUCCUUGGGUUGAUGGAGAACAGAUUGGGACAGGAACCAGAAUGUCAUCAGAAACUUUGUUUGGGUUGAUGGGAGACAAAUCGUCUUGUGACGAACCGUCAAAGUCCAACCGAGCAAGUGGAGAUCAAAGGCUGAAAUCAGAAACAACUGAAGAAGUAUUAAAUCAAAAAUCAGAAGAGGCGAGAUCAGGACACAAUGAAAAAUCUGUGGAGUACACAAAGCCUUCAGUACAUCCGACAACGGAAUCAACGGCAAUUGACGAAAUCUUUCAAAUCGAUCAACCUUGUUUGAUGGAAAAACCCAACCUCCAUCCUUUCGAAGUGAAAGAUUCGAGACAGAUUGACUCAGGGCGGGAGAUGAGGGGUCAAAAAGAGGGCAUAGGGGGUGUAAAAAGCUCCAGGGAGGAGAGUGAAGCAACUAGAGGCUCUUCAGCAGAGACAUCAGAAAGAAUAGAAGACGAUACAAGUCAGGGAAACGAGUGGACGAGCACCGGAGAGCUGACAACAGAGGCAACGAGGGAGUUGGUGGUGGAGAGGCCUCAGGGGGAGGAGGAGUACGCAACAAAGAAAGAGGAGUUGACAGCAGAAGCUGAGGGCCCUCCACUUGAAGAUGAAACCGCGUCAAAUGAAACGGCAUCGCUGGGAAUGGAGCUCGUGGAGAGAUUCGGAGAAGGUUUGGUGAGGAGGAUUUUGGAGGAGGUCUUUGUUCGACAAGGGAAGGUUUCCAGUGGAAAUGAAAUGGGAGAUUGCCAACUUUUGGAGAAAGAUCCUGUUGACACCUUUUCUUCUGAAGGUCUAUUUUCAGCAGAGACAAGCUGGAGUUUCAAGCAAAGUUAUACGAUCCAUAGUAGAUGUCAGCCACUGAGCUCCACAGAGCCCUCCCACGUUCCCCACAAACUCCAGGAGACCCCCAAUUUAGCUCCUCCCGACGAACAAAUGACUGAAACGACCCAACCAUUGACGAAAUCAAAACAAUCCCACGUCCUACUAUGGUGGUCUAUAUUAUACAUCAUCGUUCACAUAACCAGACUGAUACUCUGCACGCUGCUGGUUAGUGGAUUCUUUCUUGUCGUUUUCCUCUACGAUUUCCCAGCAUUCUUUGCUCUCUACGUCUUUUCAAUGUGGUGUUGGAUCUUUAAGUGGAGAAGAUGGACAAAGGAAUCGCUGGGUAGACAAAAGCGUAAAAGCUUUGAUGCAUCGCCACCCAACGAACUUUAAUCGUCUUUUCAUGUGUUUUGAAGAAGAGUCUGAACUGUACUGAUGCUAGAUACUAUGGCAGUGUGCGCUUUUAUAUUUGAUUAGAACACUGUUGUGUGAAGUAUUGCAGUAGUCAACCCAUAUUUCAGUCAUCUUUAGCUGCACGUGCUUGUACACCAGCAGUCAUUUUUGAAUUUGUUGAACAUGUUUUGGACGUAAACUGAUUUUGUUGUG